This is a messenger RNA of Psammomys obesus (fat sand rat), 5931 nucleotides long. It is a transcript of the gene Ogfod1, whose product is annotated as 2-oxoglutarate and iron dependent oxygenase domain containing 1. Gene Ontology annotation, biological process: peptidyl-proline hydroxylation; regulation of translational termination. Gene Ontology annotation, cellular component: cytoplasm. Gene Ontology annotation, molecular function: iron ion binding; peptidyl-proline dioxygenase activity; L-ascorbic acid binding. The coding region runs from base 33 to 1670 and encodes 545 amino acids. The transcript is spliced from 13 exons. The record is from RefSeq and is a predicted model, not a curated record. Lineage: Eukaryota; Metazoa; Chordata; Mammalia; Rodentia; Muridae.
UUUCCUGGUGUGGGUCUGAGCACGGUGAGCAGAUGAACGGGAAGCGGCCCGCGGAUCCCGGCCCUGCGCGGCCGAUAAAGAAGGGGAAGAAGCAGGUAGCGGCUGAGUUUUCGGACGCUGUCACGGAAGAAACCGUGAGGAAGCAGGUGGCUGAGGCCUGGAGCCGCCGGACGCCGUUCAGCCAUGAAGCUAUUACUUUGGACAUGGAUCCUUUUCUUCACUGUGUGAUCCCAAACUUCAUCCAAAGCCAAGACUUCCUGGAAGGACUUCAGAAAGAACUUCUGAGCCUGGACUUCCAUGAAAAGUACAAUGAUUUAUAUAAGUUCCAGCAGUCUGAUGAUCUGAAGAAGAGAAAAGAGCCUCAUAUCUCAGCUUUAAGGAAACUUCUGUUUGAAGAAUUUCGGGCCUGGCUUUCUAAGGUUUCCAGCAUUGACCUAGAACCAACCAUUGACAUGUCCUGUGCUAAAUACGAAUUCACUGAUGCGCUGCUCUGCCAUGAUGAUGAGCUGGAGGGGCGCCGGAUUGCCUUCAUUUUCUACCUGGUUCCUUCCUGGGACAGGAACUGGGGGGGCACCCUGGACCUUUAUGACACUGAUGAACACUUGCAGCCAAAGCAGAUUGUCAAGUCUCUUAUCCCUUCAUGGAACAAACUGGUUUUCUUUGAAGUGUCUCCAGUAUCCUUUCACCAGGUAUCUGAAGUCCUGUCUGAAGAAACAACACGUUUAUCUGUAAGUGGCUGGUUUCAUGGUCCUUCACUGACCAGGCCUCCCACCUACUUUGAGCCACCAAUCCCUCGAAAUCCUCACAUCCCACAAGACCAUGAAAUUUUAUACGAGUGGAUCAACCCUGCUUAUCUGGAAAUGGAUUAUCAAAUGCAAAUUCAAGAAGAAUUUGAAGAAAGGUCUGAAAUUCUCUUAAAGGAGUUUCUUAAGCCUGAGAAAUUUGCAAAGGUCUGUGAAGCCUUGGAGAAAGGAGAUGUGGAAUGGAAUAGCCGUGGUCCCCCAAACAAAAGGUAUUAUGAAAAAGCGGAAGAACGUAAUCUCCCUGACAUACUGAAGGAGUGCAUGGGCUUGUUUCGCUCAGAGGCGCUGUUCUUGUUGCUCUCCAACUUCACUGGCCUGAAGCUUCACUUCUUGGCCCCUUCAGAAGAAGAUGAAGCUGACGACAAAGGAGAGGGAGAAGCAGCCUCUUCUACUGAUGCCACUGAAGAAGGGACUAGCCAAAGCCCUUCAAGGCCUGAGAAAAACCAGGCAGCUAUUGGCAGCCAUAGUGAAGAGAGUGGUGAACAGGCAGACCUGGAACUACAGGAAGAUGAAGCAAAGAAAGAAUUGAGUGUCCCCAUGUGCCAGGGGGAGCUGAGGCACUGGAAGACUGGUCACUACACUUUAGUUCACGACAACAGCAAGACUGAGUUUGCCUUGGACCUGUUUCUUUACUGUGGCUGUGAAGGCUGGGAGCCAGAAUAUGGCGGCUUUACUUCCUACAUUGCUAAAGGUGAAGAUGAAGAGCUGCUCCUAGUGAAUCCAGAAAACAAUUCUUUGGCAUUGGUCUACAGAGAUAGAGAGACUCUGAGGUUUGUGAAGCACAUUAACCACCGAAGCCUGGAGCAAAAGAAAACUUGCCCAAACAGAAGUGGCUUCUGGGACUUUGCAUUCGUCUAUUAUGAGUAACAGGAUUGGGCAAAGCCAACUACCAUUCACUUCAUCUGUGCUGGGAAACCUGGAGUCUUCACGGAGGAAGAAAAGCAUGCAGGCUAACAGUGUCCUCAAAACGGACUGUCCCUGCUGGGCGUGCUGGUGCACAUCUGUAAUGCCCCUCCACUUCCUAGGUCAGUGUGGUCUACAGAGGCCCCAAACAAAAGUUGGUCAUUCUAUAUAGAACGCAUGAUUGUCCUCAACCUGGACAUUGAGCUGGCGUGAUGUACGUAUCCCUUGGUUUGGGGUUUCAUGACUUUAUUUGUUUUAUGUAUGUGAGUGCUCUGUCUGCAUGUACACUGCAUGCCAGAAGAGGGCAUCAGAUUCCAAUAUAGAUGGUUGUGAGCCACCAUGUGGUUGCUGGGAAUUGAACUCAGGACCUCUGGAAGAGCAGGCAGAGCUCUUAUCUGAUGAGCCAUCUCUCCAGCCCAUUCCUUGGGUUGUUUGUUUGUUUGAGGUUUUUUGUUGUUUUAAAUUUUCCCCAUUCCAUUGAAUUCUUUUGAUUACAUAGUGACUGCCUCAGCAACUUUCUAACUUUGAUUUUUUUUUUUUUAAUGAUGGUAACAUAUAUAUAACACAAAAUUUAGCAAAGUAACUUUUUUUGUUCUUAGUUUGAGGUUUUUGUUUUGUUUAUCUUUUGAUGGGGUUUUACCUUGUAGCCCAGGCUAGCUCUGAACUACUGAUCCUUCUACCUCACCCUCCCAAAUACUGGAAUUACAGGCAUGAGCCGCCAUAACCCAUCCAUGCUUGCAUGUAUAGGUCGGUGGAACUGAGCAUACUGCCAGUGCUUCAAAGCUGCCUUCACUGCCAUAUGGAGAAUAUCCCCAUCCAAAUGUGAUGUGAAACUCCACUGAACAGUCAGUCUCCACUUGCUUUUGCCCCUUUUCUAGUAAUCUGACAUAUUAGUGAAUCAGAUAUUUAUCCCUUCGUAAUUGGCUUCCUUCACUUAGCACAAAGCCUCAGUGUUCACUGGUGUUUCCAAUAUUUUUCUUUCUCACUCACAAGUGGCAGUAGAAACAUUUGUAACCCUCUUCAUUACGGAGUCUGAAGGUUGUGACACAGUUGGAGCCUUUACUCUGCUCCCCGAUGAGGGCUGAGUUCCACCCUGUCAGUCAGGAUAAGGUAGACUCAGGUGGGUAGUGUUGUUCCCUUGGGAAAGGUCUGGCUGAAAACUAACAUGGCCUCAGGAAUUAUGGCGCUGAUAGAGGACAGGCUGCUUACCGCCCUAUGUAUUCAUUCUCAAGUGUCUACUACCUUCUAAACCUGGCGCUGUGGCUCCUGUGAGUCUAGGCCCCCAGUGACAAACCCAAUGCGAAAAGACAGAGUCGGAAUUGCAAGAAGUCCUCCUUUUGCUUGCAUUGUUCUCCGCCAGCUGCUCCAUGGGGCUGUGGUACCGCUCUUCCCACUGUGGGAGUAUGCAUGAUGGCUGAAGAUGAUCUCACACUUCCCCAUACCAUGCCCAUUUACCACUUUCUCGUUUUCUGAGUAUCCUUACAGGUUUUGGUGUAGACUUUACUUAUUAAUAGAGAAGUGCUGGCCCUUUCAGUUUCUCAUUCUCGCUUCUUUUUCAUGUCCUAAAACUCCAUCCAGAUACCGUCUGUCUUUUGGGUUGCUGGGUUUCAAUUUAUUUGCCCCAUUUAUUUAACAUUCAUUGCCAUUAGGAUACAUACAAGUUUUACAUGUUCUGAUAUUAAUCAUAAAACAAAGUAAUUUUUAAAUAAUGAGAUGAGAAUAUCCAGACCAAAACUGAGGAGCCAUACUUUAAUCCCAGCUUUUGGAAAGUAGAGGCAAGAGGAUCAAGAGUUCAAGACUAUCUUAAGCCACACUGUGAGUUGAAGGCCAGCCUGGGCAAGAGUAUUCCUUGUCUCAGAAACAAAGAGUGGUGGCACAUGUCUUUAUCCCAGCACUCAGAAGGCAGAGGCAGGCAGAUCUCUGUGAGUUCAAGGACAGCCAGAGCUACAUAGUGAGACCUUGAUUCAAAAAACAAAGACUGUCCAGACCAUUUUACAAUUGUCUUCUGUGAUGGACUGUUGUCCGUGCAUACUGUUUUAGACUCCACAGCAGUUUAAACCAAAGAGUAGUGCUCCAGGAGGACUACACAUACUUUGUUGCUAACAGUUAAUUCUGAAGCUUCUCUUUUCCGAAUUGCUGCAGACUAAAGGCAAGCUUGUGCUCCCUUCUCGCUCCUGCUCUCUAUUUGGGGUGCUGGCCCUCAUACCCAGACCUUGCUAUACAUACUUCAAUCAUUCUUGCUUCCUUUUUCCUUGUUCUGUUGUUUGUUUGUUUGUUUGUUUGUUUGUUUGUUUGUUUGUUUUUCCUGAGACAGGAACUCACUCUGCUGUCCAGGCAGACCUACUGAAGGUUUUCCUGCCUCAGGCUCCUACAUUCGAGGAUUACAGGGAUGUGCCACUACCUCCAGCUCCCCUUGCCUUUGAUGUGUCCUCAUGAGUGGAGGAGGAAAAAUGAGUUUAGCUAAUGCUUUGUCAGUGGGUUAGCUCUAGGAAGAGCCAGGAAAAAGUACUAAGACAAUGAAAGCUCAUGUGAGGCAAAGCUUGUUUCGCUUAGCACUCUCCAGCGGCACCCAGCUUUUCCCGUUCUGGGGACCUGAGUCUACAUCUUUACUGUUUUGUGUGGAAUGUGCCUAGUGCUGUCUCCCAUGUGCUUAUGCUCUGUCACCACAGGGCCUUUACAAGACUGGAUUGAAGUGCCUAAGUGGAAAGAAUUCUGAAGGGUCUUUUUGUCUUUGCAGAGCCUCGUGGCCUGCAAGAACAAUAGAACCGACACAUUGCUGAGAAGCUGCUGUUUUCAGUUGUCAUGUGCCACAUUAUUGAUGUCCCAGGUAGAUAAAUGGCAUAUAUGACAGUGGGCCCAUGAGUCUACAAUGGAAAUGAAAGACUCCUCCAAAUCACUCAUAGUCAUGGUGGCAUCAGUGAGAAUAGACCAGCUGUGCUGCCGCUGCAUGACAGCACAACGCACGCAGCUGUGCCUGGAACUGUCCAUCACAGGCCACCACAGCGCACUUUGUGCGCUCAUUACACAGUACCUGCUCGGUGCACUGCUGUCAAGGCACUGACGCCUGGGUGGCUUCAGGCAGAUCCUUCACAAGGUAUUCCACAGAAAGGCAUGGCUGUUGGGCUGCCAAUUAUUUCUGUGCCUGUUUCUGCCCCUGAAGACCACAGUGAAACAGAGUGCAUUCCUGGAAUGCAGUGAUGAUAAUGAUAAUCAGGAGUGAGUGAGUCUGGGCCAAUGUGUGUGUGUAUGUGUGUCUUAGUUUUUAACAAAAAGAAAAAAAUUCAGAAAGUUAAAAAAAAGAAAACUUAAAGGAAAUAUUUUUGUACAGCUAUAAAAAUAUAAAGUUCUUUAAAGAAGUUCUAUUAUACAAGCUAAGGCUAUUGAAAAUAGAGUAUUUUUAACAUGUACAGGUUGAAAGCCUACAAGCAUCCACCUUGUCUGUCCAAGCAUACUGUCACAUUUGCAGUGAAUGGGCCUCGCCUCGUGGCUCUGCUUCAUUCCUGACCCUCACUGAUUGCUGCUUUGGUCAGGGCCAAAAGGAAGAUGUGGACUCAUAGUACCUCUUUUUGAUGAAACGCUAUGCAUUUCCUGUGUGGCCAAAGGCAUGUCUCUUUAAUAGUGAGCCUCUAACUAUUUUGUUUUCUUAUUUAUUGAUGUUUUUGAGAAUGGUCUUUAUAUCUCAUUCCCCAACUGCUGAGAUUACAGAAGUAUACCACUGUGUCCUGCUGUGAACUUCCAGUUCCUGUAACUCCUUUUUCUAAAGGUAAAUUUCCCUGCAAAGGUAACAGCUUUCUAUCUUUUCAGAUUACAUAAGCAGUGCAUGUUCAGUGUUGAGAAAUUAAACCAAUGUGGACAAAUACAAAGGUCACUUGAAAUCCCAUCACCCUGUGACAACUUGUUGCUUUCAGCGUGUCAGUGUGGCUCCCUGCCCUAUGUUAGAAAGCAUGACUCCCCUUUGUUCUCUCGUGCCCAUUGCUCCUCUUGGGUAAAUACAAGAUCCUAGGGCAGCUUGUCAGGCAGGGCUCUGAGGAAGUGACUACAGGCCGCCACUAUAUACAAGAAUGAAAAUAGUUACCUGCGUGGAUCCUUAAGUGUGUCUCUUUCAGGUUUCUUAUGAAUGAAAACCAGCAGCCAGAGAUGCAUUUGGAAAUCUGUCAUUCAGCUAAUGCUACCCCAGACUGCCUUUAAAUUUAUUUUCCCUUAAUAUAAAUUUGUUUACACACAA